Messenger RNA from Nanorana parkeri, 1689 nucleotides. Its product is annotated as tyrosine-protein kinase SRK3-like. Gene Ontology annotation, biological process: protein phosphorylation; cell differentiation; cell surface receptor protein tyrosine kinase signaling pathway. The record is from RefSeq and is a predicted model, not a curated record. NCBI's taxonomy places the organism in Eukaryota, Metazoa, Chordata, Amphibia, Anura, Dicroglossidae. The transcript is spliced from 9 exons. Gene Ontology annotation, cellular component: extrinsic component of cytoplasmic side of plasma membrane. Bases 1 to 1689 code for a protein of 562 amino acids. Gene Ontology annotation, molecular function: ATP binding; non-membrane spanning protein tyrosine kinase activity; signaling receptor binding.
AUGGGGCUGAGUCUCUGUAAGACGUGUUGCCGGUGUUGCCCGUGCACAUGCUGCCGCCGCGAGGAUGUGACCCCCGGGACGCCUCCGCAGCCCGACCCCAAGAAGGCGGACAAUAUGAAGUCGGUGUUUUACCGGACGCACAACAUGGACCCGAAGUUCCUGACCGAUCUUGAGCGCCAACUCGAUGGCGAGGACAACGUCACCUUCACCCACGGCAACGAAAUCCCGCCCAGGGGCGGUCCUCAGUCCCCCAACGACGGCCAUUCUGCGCCGCAGUUGGCCGUUCCGGUCUACACGGUGGUCCCGGGGAAGAGGAGGAGCCAGCGCCUGGAGGCCCUGCGCACCAAAGUCUCCACCCACAGCUACGCGCCGCGCUCCGACGAGGACCUGGAGGUCCACAAGGGCGACGAGGUGGAGGUCCUGGAAGAGGGCGGAGCCUGGAUCUUCGCCAAGACGCUCAACGCCGACGGCGAGCCCCAAACCGGCUACAUCCCGCGGACCUUCCUGGCCAACGCCGGGAGCCUGGAGGCCGAGGACUGGUAUUUGGAUCUGGUAACAAAGAUGGAUGCCAAGCGCUACCUUAUGCAGGAGCAGAACGAGACCGGAUCAUUCCUGGUGUGGAAUAAGAAGGACGAGGACUGUUACUAUCUGUCCGUGCGGGAGGACUCAUUGGUCCGGAACUACCGAAUACACAAGCUGGAUGGGACCUUCUUCCUGGUUCAACGUGCCCCAUUCCCCUCCAUUACAGAGCUGGUCCGGCAUUACAGGGAGACACCAGACGGCCUGUGCACCAAGCUGGACAAGCCCUGCGUCAAGCUGGACCCCCCACCCGUGGACAGCAUCUCCCACCGAAUGGUCAACCAGCUGGAGAUCGACCCCGCGUCCAUCAAAAAGGUCCGGAGGCUGGGCAGGGGGCAGUUCGGCCUGGUGUGGCUGGGGCUCUGGAAUGGAACCACGGAAGUCGCCAUCAAGGAGCUUCAAGUGUCGGCGGAGUCCUUGCAGAAGUCUCUGUACGAGGAGGCCAAGACCAUGUGGAGACUCAGCCAUGAGAAGUUGCUGAAGCUGUACGCGGUCUGUCUGCAGACACAACCGGUCUUCAUCGUCACCGAGUACAUGAAACAUGGAACUCUGAAAAGAUACCUGAGAGGUCGCCAAGAGCUCAGGAAUUUGGAGUUUUACCAGUUGGUGGACUUUGCGGUGCAGAUCGCCCAGGGAAUGUUCUACAUGGAGCAGAAGGGCUGCGUGCACCGGGAUCUGCGCUCCGAGAACAUCCUCCUGUCUGCCAUGAUGUCCUGUAAGAUCGGAGACUUUGGACUGGCCCGUUUCAUGGACAGUUCUUCCAUCGCUGUGUCUGCAGGCGCUCAGAUUCCCAUCAAAUGGACGGCCCCUGAGGUCUUCCAGUACCAGAAAUACAGCAGCAAGUCUGACGUCUGGUCCUUUGGGGUUCUGCUGGGAGAGAUCAUGACCUACGGCAAGUUUCCUUUUCCAGGUAAAACCAACGGGGAAUACCGUCAGGACAUUCUAGAUGGAAAACCUCUGGAGCCUCCAAGUGAAAUCCACCCGGAAAUAUCCCAUAUCAUGGAGAUGUGCUGGAGGCACCAAUCCCCCACCAGGCCAUCCUUCUCCGAGAUUGAGAGCUUCCUCAUGGAUCUGCUGAACCCCAUGCUGGUUGAUGACACUGUGGAGUGA